Durotheca rogersii is the source of this 2292-nucleotide messenger RNA. Its product is annotated as cytochrome P450. The transcript has 3 exons. Bases 289 to 1842 code for a protein of 517 amino acids. NCBI's taxonomy places the organism in Eukaryota, Fungi, Ascomycota, Sordariomycetes, Xylariales, Xylariaceae. The record is from RefSeq and is a predicted model, not a curated record. Gene Ontology annotation, molecular function: monooxygenase activity; oxidoreductase activity, acting on paired donors, with incorporation or reduction of molecular oxygen; iron ion binding.
GUUGCCGCCUCUCUCAUCUCUGAUCUCUCCGCCUAGGAGGUCGUUCUAUCAGAGCACCCAGUUGGCUACGGGCACUCCCCUCCACCGCCCGCGUGUGGCUGGGCUCGUCUUCAUGGGCGCCACAGACAUCCCGGCCAACGGGUCCUGGUGCUGCCCAUUGAGAAGCCGGAUAUUCGAAACUUGUCUCUCCUCGUCGCUUCAACCAACCUAUAGUGGAUAUAAGCCUUGAUUCGUUGUGUUGUAUGUCAUAUACCUAGCCUUCUUGGCCCGACCGUCCCUAUUGCGAACAUGAUCGCCGCCCUCGCAACGCUCCUCGUCGGCCUCUCGACUGUCUACUUCUUCUCCCGCGCCCUCCUGCAUUUCACCCAAGAUGCCAGGGAACCGCCGGCCGUCCACACCUCCGUCCCCUUCGUCAGCCCGUUGAUCGGCCUGGGACGAGAAGGCUUGAAGUUUUGGGUUGCGCGGAAGCAUUUGCCCAUCUACACCCUGCGGUUUCCCUUCACCCGGUUAUACAUCGUGAAUUCAACCGCUCUGGUCUCUUCCGUGCAGCGCCAAGUCCGCAGCGUCUCCUUUUCGCCCGUCUUGGUCCGCAUGGCUUCGAGCCUCAUGGGCGUCAGUAAGCCCGGCUUGGAGAUCAUUGCGAGAGACUCGCUCGAAGAGCACUCCUUCGUUAUGCAGACCCCCAAGGCCCUCCACCCGAGCCUGAGCCCGGGUGCGAAACUCAACGCGCUAAACACCCGGGCGGUCAGCGUUCUUGCCGCAUCCCUCGAGAAGUUUGGAACGGCAGAGGAGCCCAGUGUGUUGAAGAUGAAUGAAUGGAUUCGACACCAGGUCAUGAUGGCUACCACCGAGGGAAUUUACGGCCCUGGUAACCCGUUCCGCGACCCUGCCAUCCGGGAUGUCUGGCACAAGUACGAGACCGGACUGAUUCCACUCAUGAUGAGCAUCGCGCCUGCGCUCACGGCUCGAGAGAGCCUCAGGAUGCGCGAAACCCUGGUGAAGCGUUACGAGAGAUACUACGACGAGCACGGCUACCUUGAUCCCGAGGCAUCGGCCUUCAUCAAGGACCGUUACGAAUUCUUCAGCCGGUUUGGCUUGGGCCACGAAGAUAUAGCGAGGUUAGAGGUCGCCUCCUCCAUCGCGCUUAUCGGGAACACCAUGCCUGCCACCUUUUGGCUCGUCUUCCACAUCCUCUCAGACAAGGCCGUCCUCGAGGACUGCCGCGGGGAGCUCUCCAAGGCCCUCCAGGAGCACGACGGCGUCUGCACAUUCGACGUGGGAUACAUGAAAAGCUCGUGUCCCAUCUUCUUCUCUACCUUCCAAGAAGUAUUGCGGUUUCACGGCAUCGGCGUGUCGGCUCGGGUAGUCACGGAAGAUGCCACGAUCAACGACCAGUAUCUCCUGAAAAAAGGAGGCAUAGUCCUGAUUCCGGGAGCAGCUCAGCACCACCUUUCAUCCGCGUGGGGAGAGAAGGCCGACACCUUCGACCACAGACGUUUCGUCCCGGAGGCCGGCAGCCGGAAGCGGCGCUACGACCCCGCGGCCUUCCGCGGGUUUGGCGGCGGCUCAACGCUUUGCCCCGGGCGCCACUUCGCGUCUACCGAGAUGCUGGCCUUCACGGCCUUAAUUGUCCUACGCUUCGAAAUCCAGCCGCGAAGUGGCCGCUGGGUCGCGCCCACCACGGCCAAGUCCAAUCCCGGAACGUCCGUCGAGCAGCCCGACUACGACAUCGACGUCGAGAUCCGCUCGCGCGACCACCGGAGAUGGGCCGUCACCAUGUCUGGCUCCGACAAGCCGAUGAUGAUUUCCGCCGAAGACAUUGCUGCCGUCGGUGCGGAAUAGGGGGGGCGGUAUGUAUGCUAUGAGCCGAGAAGGCCCUUAAGGACGCGAUUUGUGGCCUAAUGCAGGGCCGGGAAUGCAAAUGAAAACCGAAACGUGAUAGGAGAUAAAGCGAACCUGGCGCCAGAAGCUUGGAAACGAUUAAGACCACUACGAGUUAAUAACAUGUCUCCCAUAGUAUAAGAGCACACUUGUUGCCCCUCUUCUAUAGUCAGACGGACUACGGAGGUAGUUUGUAAUACUCACUUGCUCACGGAGCCCUCUGGACAUCACUAUAUACCACUAGUAGGUAAUAGUAUUUCUCUCUUAUCUCGCAAUGUACGCUGCGGUAUAUCCGUUCUCGGCCUGUUGAAGGCGCGUAGUUCGACAGAGCGCCACGACAGGACCUACCUGUAUUCGACUCUCAAGCAUACGCUUCCAAGGUGCCCCGACCUAAUGAUAACUAUUAUUGGA